CCCUGCAGUGCAAUCACGGUCCUCACUUUCUGACGCGGCCCAGAGCCGCCUGACACAGCGGCCAGAUGGCAGCGCGCCGGGAAACAGAGAGAGAAAGCAGGUGGCCAGCGCGGAGGCUGGAGCCCUGGGGCAAAGAUAAAUUCAAGGAAGCACGAGAUCCUACCCCCCUGCCCCGCCGGAUGGCAUUUUCCCAUCCGGUGGAGUGAGGCUGGUAGGAGCUGCCCCCCAGGACGGGCGUGAGCAGGGAAACCAGGAACCCCGUGGGAGGUGCCUACGCUCACCACACCAGGCGCCUGAGACAUCACGGCGCCAAUGACUUCACGCUUCACCGCAAUGUCCUCCUCGGGGACUGUCGGCAUCCUCGGCCAAGAGCCGCACAACGUGACUAACCAUCCAGUCAGAAGAGCAGCCCUCCCGUGGGUCCCCUGCCCGCCACCCUUGGGGCUUCCUCGUCCUCCCAGCCGCCCCCUGGGACCCUUGGCCACCACCAUCCUGUUCUGUAUGCUGCUGGACCCAGCAUUACCCCUGACUCAGGAGCACCAGGGACCAACCGGAGGAAGCCCGAUGCGCUGUCCUAACGUAUCACAGGGGCGCCCCGCUUCUAGGGAGUCACGUGAUCUCCCCCACACUCACAGCCUCUGCUCGGGGCACAACCGAAUGGCCCCGCUUGUCCACUGUGAAACCUGCCCUCCCCUCUGUCUGCCCUUGAGUCUCUGACAAGUGCCGCCGAUGGUGGCCGACUCCCUCACCGUGGCGAGCUCGCAGUAAAAAUAGUCUCUGCUGGUUCUCACUUGGUUGGUCUUGGCUCACGUACACGGUAGGCGUCCUCACAUGGAGAAAAGGCACGGAGAUCCAGGCAGGAAGGGGAGAUGGGAAGGGGGGCAGAUUCUCAGGAUGUGCCAAUGCCCUGGGGCCACCUGGGGUCGGACAGGGGAAGGGCACAGCAUGUCCCAGCCUUGAUCUUUGCUUACAAGAUACGGGAUGGGUCAGCGGGUGGGGAGUGACGAUGGGAAAAGGUCAACUUCUGAAUCCGGUGGCUACGUCUUUCAGAUGUUCCAACCACAGAAUGGGUCCCCAGUCUAAAUAUGAAGUUUGACCGAAGGACAAUGGAACUGAGUUGGGACUGCAAAGAAAACACUACCUACCUCGAAUGUGUGAUGAUCCACAAGGAGAAAGGAGAGAUCAGAAAAAAGCCCAAGAACAAAGACUGUCACUGCAACUUUUCCCAUGAUUCUCUCCAUGGGGGAGUCACGUUCGUGGUUAAAGUAAAUGGCACCCAAGGACCGAUUCCAGAAAAACUGGUCUACACUAACCCAGGUGGCGAGGGCACCGCUGCCCAAAACUUCUCCUGUUUUAUCUACAAUGUGAACUUCAUGAACUGCACUUGGGCGAAAGGUCGGGCUGCGCCUGAUGACGUCCAAUAUUUCUUGUACAUACAAGACUUUAAGGAAAAACGGGAAAGAGAGUGUCCUCAUUACGUGACGGACUCAGGAACCCACGUCGGAUGUCACCUGCACGAUCUGUCGGGAUUAACGUUCCGCAAUUACUUCCUGGUGAACGGUACCAGCCGAGAGACGGCGGUCCAGUUUUUUGAUACGAUUUUGUCCUUGAAAAAAAUAGAAAUAUACAGCCCGCCCGACAACGUCAGCGUCGACUGCAACCCGUCCCACUGCCAGAUCCUCUGGGACCCGCCCAGGACGCGACACCCCUCGUCCGCCUGGGACUUCAACUACCAGCUGCGCAUCCAGAAACAGAACAACAAGGAACACGCCGGAAAUCAACUGAUCGACGUGACCGGCAAAUCGGAAAAUAAAUACAACUUCCCGAGUCCAGAGCCCAGACCCACGCACACUGUGACGAUACGGGCCUCAGACGCACGGGGACAGCAUUGGAGUGCCUGGAGCCAGCCCGUGGAGUUUGGCUCCACACAAGCCACAGCCAGCUUUGUGCACGUCUAUGUGCUCGUGGUCCUGGGGACCUUCGUCUGUGCCCUGAUUCUCAGCUGCCUUGUGAAAAGGUUGUUUGCAUCAGAGACCUUAUUCCCGCGGAUUCCGCACAUCAAGGAUAAAUGGAGUGAGAACGUUCACACUGACCACCAGGGCGGCCCCGCCCACCGGGCCCCCGGUUCCCAUCCACAGCCCUCGGCCACCCGAGCCCCGCUCGCUGGGUUCCCGAAAACCCGACACCCCCGUCCUCCCUGUGCUCCCCAGAUCAUCUGGGAGAAAUCCACCCCGGAUACAGGAAAGAUCGACCAUGAAGAGAUCCUAACCGUGGAGGAAGUCACCGUCGCCCCGGAGAGCGUGUGACCCACAAAGAUGCUUCCAGCCCCGGAACGUUCUGAAAGCCGUUUUGUCUUUUCAUUGUUUGAACACUUAUUUAUACGGCGCUCUAUUUUUUUACUUUAAAACAACGUGGUCUUUUGCAA
Messenger RNA from Acinonyx jubatus (cheetah), 2425 nucleotides. RefSeq names its product granulocyte-macrophage colony-stimulating factor receptor subunit alpha-like. The transcript has 13 exons. Gene Ontology annotation, cellular component: membrane; external side of plasma membrane. The coding region runs from base 1086 to 2306 and encodes 406 amino acids. Gene Ontology annotation, molecular function: protein binding; cytokine receptor activity. Lineage: Eukaryota; Metazoa; Chordata; Mammalia; Carnivora; Felidae. Gene Ontology annotation, biological process: cytokine-mediated signaling pathway. The record is from RefSeq and is a predicted model, not a curated record.